Rotaria socialis is the source of this 429-nucleotide messenger RNA. The record is from the annotation of a GenBank genome assembly. Lineage: Eukaryota; Metazoa; Rotifera; Eurotatoria; Philodinida; Philodinidae.
AUGAGAUUGUUGGCAGUUAAUGCAAUGAUCAAUAAUAGUGAUUAUUUCCAAACACUUUGUAAAGUAUUGCACUAUUCAUUUGAAGGACAGCUGAAAAGAACUGCUAUGGAUACAAUAUGGGGUGGAGAAGUUCAAAUUCAGGCGCUUUCUAUGGCUCUAUCUCAUCCUAUCUAUUCAUAUAUUCAGUUUAACAGCGAUCUAAAAAAUAGGCAUUAUAUUUCAUCGAGUAUUAGUUUACAGGAACUAGUCGAUCGAUUUAUUAAAGGAACAGCAGGUGGUCAUCUAAAAUAUAUAGGAUACAAUUCCGAUAAGGAUAAACUAGGACUUUGUAUUUACUAUAAUGGUAGUCAUUAUGAUGCUCUUUUACCUUUUCGACAUAAUCCUCAACAAUUUGUACCACACUUUGACAUAAUUAAAAUGAGUUUAUGA